Messenger RNA from Salvia hispanica, 2835 nucleotides. The record is from RefSeq and is a predicted model, not a curated record. Lineage: Eukaryota; Viridiplantae; Streptophyta; Magnoliopsida; Lamiales; Lamiaceae.
AUGGCAGCCCGUUUCACUAUUAAAAAUGGAGUACGGAUGGUUGAGUCUCUGUCACUGGACGAUCUUAUGGUCUUUCUGAAUGAAAAAAAAUUUGAAGCUGCAGAAAGUGAAGUAAAACGAGAGAGGAGAAGAUCUGCGGCUUCAACUGCUUGUUCAUAUCAAGUAAAUUGUCAUGAGACAAAUUCAUUACAACCAGAGGAAAUGGUUGGGCAUCUAAAAAGCAAUCUAGGUUCUCGUGGACAGGUGGUUCACAUUGAAAAGAUUAGUGGCCGGAGUGCCGAGUAUGCUGAAAUACCUUCUCAGCUUUCUGAAAAUAUGAAGUUUGCAUUGGAGCGUGUAGGAAUUACUAAGUUGUAUAGUCACCAAGCCAAGUCAAUCCAAGCCUCCCUAGCUGGUAAAAAUGUGAUUGUGGCAACCAUGACAUCUAGUGGGAAAUCCCUCUGUUAUAAUAUUCCAGUUUUAGAAAUGUUGUCCCAUGAUCCAUUAGCUUGUGCUUUGUAUCUGUUCCCUACAAAGGCUUUGGCUCAAGAUCAAAUGAGAGCUUUGUUGUCUAUUAGCAAAGGACUUGACGAUAGCCUAAAUAUUGGUAUAUACGAUGGGGACACUUCUAUGGAAGAUAGACUUUGGCUUCGGGAUAAUGCCCGUCUGUUAAUCACAAAUCCAGACAUGUUACAUGUCUCAAUUUUACCGUUCCAUGGGCAAUUUAGGCGAAUAUUGUCAUAUCUUAGGUUUGUUGUUAUUGAUGAAGCUCAUUCUUAUAAGGGGGCAUUUGGUAGUCAUGCUGCUCUAAUAUUCAGACGGCUUCGUCGAAUCUGUUCUCACGUUUAUAGCAGCGAUCCUUCUUUCAUAUUCAGUACUGCAACUUCUGCCAAUCCGCAGGAGCACGCUAUGGAACUAGCUAAUCUACCGGCAGUUGAAGUGAUUGCAGAUGAUGGUAGCCCUUCUGCUUUAAAGCUUUUUAUGCUCUGGAAUCCUCCUUUAUGUCUGAAAACUGUUUGGAAGAGAACAAAGGCCAGCUUGGGGGCAAACAAAUCCGUUAAUAAAGUUGUGGUAGAUGGACGCUCAAGCCCUAUCUUGGAAGUUUCACAACUCUUUGCAGAGAUGGUUCAGCAUGGUCUACGUUGUAUUGCCUUCUGUAAAACACGCAAACUUUGUGAACUUGUUCUCUGCUACACGCGUGAAAUUCUUCAGGACUCCGCACCUCAUCUAGUAAAUAAAGUAUAUUCCUACCGUGGGGGCUAUGUCGCUGAGGAUAGGAGAAGAAUUGAAAGUGAUUUCUUCAAUGGCAAUAUAUGUGGUGUUGCUGCCACAAGUGCCCUUGAGUUAGGCAUUGAUGUAGGAGAAAUUGAUGUCACACUGCAUCUUGGAUUCCCUGGUAGCAUAGCAAGUAUGUGGCAACAAGCUGGAAGAUCGGGAAGAAGAGGAAAGCCAUCACUUUCUAUAUAUGUUGCAUUUGAAGGGCCAUUAGAUCAGUACUUCAUGAAGUUUCCAAAUAAACUUUUCAGGGGUUCAAUUGAAUGUUGCCAUGUUGAUCCUAAUAAUGAUCAGGUGCUGCAGCAGCACUUGUCAUGUGCUGCUCUUGAACUUCCAUUGAGUUUUAUUCACGACGUGGAUUAUUUUGGUCCUGGCUUAGAGAAUGCUGUCAUGAAACUUAAAAGCAAUGGCAACCUGAGCACUGAUAUGUUGCGUGAUUAUGCUGCUAGAAUGUGGACCUACAUUGGGCAAGAGAGAUCUCCAUCAAGUGCUGUAAGUAUUAGAGCCAUAGAGACUGUGAGAUAUAAAGUAAUUGACAAGCUAAAUGAUAAAGUCCUUGAAGAAAUUGAAGAAAGCAAAGCAUUCUUUCAGGUUUAUGAAGGUGCCAUAUAUAUGAAUCAGGGGAAAACCUAUCUUGUAAAGCAGUUGGAUUUAUCAAGUAAAAUUGCUUGGUGCCUACUAGCUGACGUGAAGUACUAUACAAAAACUCGCGAUUACACAGAUAUUCAUGUGAUUGGUGGUGACAUUGCCUAUCCAGCUCGAAUGGCUAAUGGUCAGUUUGGCAAAACAACUGCCCAGGCACAUAUUUGCAAAGUAACAACUACUUGGUUUGGGUUUCGCCGCAUAUGCCGAAGAAGCAAUCAGGUUAUCGAUACUGUGGAACUCUAUCUUCCGGAUUACACCUAUGAAUCGCAGGCUGUUUGGAUUCGAGUUCCACAAUCAGUAAAGACAGCAGUUGAGGCUUUACAUUACUCAUUUGAUGGCGGAUUACAUGCUGCUGGGCACGCUCUUAUUAAUGUAGUUCCUCUAUUUGUCAUAUGUAACCAAUCUGACAUAGCGUCAGAGUGUGCAAAUCCUCACGAUAGUCGCUAUGUUCCUGAAAGGAUUCUACUUUAUGAUCCUCAUCCUGGAGGGACAGGCAUUUCAAGGAAGCUUCAGCCUCAUUUUCUGGAUAUGAUGACUGCUGCUUUAGAACUGCUUUCGUCAUGCCACUGCUCGGCCGAUGGCGGCUGUCCAAACUGCGUGCAGCAUCUAGGUUGCACAGAGUACAACGAGGUUCUACACAAGGAUGCUGCCAUAAUGAUAAUCAAGGGUGUUUUAGAUGCUGAGCGAUCCAACUUACAGAAAGACGACGAUUCUCCCAUUUGUUGAUUUGCAAGUUUUCAUUGGAAAGAAGGCCAAUUUUUUAUUUUUUUAUUGAUGAUUCCUUCAUUGAUAAUCCUUACUUCAAAUGUUGUUUGAAAUAAGGUGCAACCCUUUGUACAAUGUUGUAACUUUGUCCCCCCCGUCCGCACUGUGCAUAUGUCCUAGAACAAGUAUAAAUUAUUGAAGAAAAGUGAUAUUUAUUCUUUUACUACCUUA